Molecule: messenger RNA, 1544 nt
Organism: Cimex lectularius (bed bug)
Lineage: Eukaryota; Metazoa; Arthropoda; Insecta; Hemiptera; Cimicidae
Gene: PheRS-m
Product: probable phenylalanine--tRNA ligase, mitochondrial
Exons: 7
Coding region: 120-1448 (442 amino acids)
Biological process (GO): phenylalanyl-tRNA aminoacylation
Cellular component (GO): mitochondrion; cytoplasm
Molecular function (GO): tRNA binding; phenylalanine-tRNA ligase activity; ATP binding
Source: RefSeq, a predicted model, not a curated record
AUCAGUAACAAAUGUGUAACCUACCUGGUGCUCAUGACCUCAUGUUAUGAACUAAAUAAAGCUCAAUAUAACAUUUUAAAUGUAGUUCAUGAGCUGUAGCGUAUUUAAUUACCUACGAAAUGGUUGUUAGACAAUUUGUCAAUAGUAUUUAUCAAUCGGGUGUACGGAACUUAACACUAUGCGCAAAGUUCAAUCCAAGCUUGACGUCGGUGGGCCGAGUAUUUUCUACAGAGUUGCAGAAAAAUUCACUUUCUCUGAAUGGGUUGCAGUACGAGCAGGAUGAUUUUACAAACGUGACUCCAAAGAUCCUAUAUCACAUCGGUCACAAUCUGCACAACUCCGAGUCGCAUCCUUUGUGCUUUCUCAAAAAAAGGAUUGUCGAUUACUUUUACAGUACGUUCAAAGGGAGGACUGGAAAUCCGGUGUUUUCCUUUUACGAUGAUAUCUACCCAGCUGUAUCUGUAUAUCAGAAUUUCGAUUCGUUGCUGAUCUCGCAAGAUCAUCCGAGUAGAAGGAAGACCGACUGUUACUAUAUAAAUAAGAACUACUUGUUGAGAGCCCACAUGACAGCCCACCAGUCAGAAAUGCUUAAAUCGGGACUUGACAAUUUCCUCUUGUUUGGUGAUGUCUACCGCAGGGAUGAAAUUGACACUACACACUACCCGGUUUUUCAUCAAGCCGACGCCGUCCGUUUGUGCAGCAAUGCCCAGCUGGAAACACUUGCGAAUGGGCAUGUGGAAAUUUUUGAGGGCAAAGGUGGCAAAGAAACUGAAGAGAAACAAGCGGUGUACACAAUCGAUGCCACUAAAAUAAUGGAGAAUGAGCUGAAAACUACUUUAGUCGGUUUAGCUCAAAGCUUGUUUGGAAAAGACAUACCUUGUCGGUGGGUGGAUGUUUUUUUCCCAUUUACACACCCAUCUUGGGAACUUGAAGUGCAGUUCGAAGGGAAAUGGCUGGAAGUCCUUGGAUGUGGAAUUAUGAGACAUGAAAUCUUAGAAACAAAUGGCGCUGAAGGUAGAAUUGGAUGGGCAUUUGGGCUUGGGCUUGAAAGGUUGGCAAUGUGCCUCUAUAAAAUUCCAGAUAUCAGAAUGUUCUGGUCAAAGGAUACCGGAUUCACAUCACAGUUUUCCGGAAAAUCGCACACAGAAGAGAUAACGUUCAAACAAGUCAGCAUCUACCCUCAGUGCACAAAGGAUAUCAGCUUCUGGAUUCCGGAAAACUUUGAACCAAACGAUUUUCAUGAACUUGUCCGAGAGGCAGGAGGCGAGCUGAUUGAACAGGUAUACCUCUUUGAUGAGUUCACACAUCCAAAAACAGGUAAAAGGAGCAAGUGUUACCGAAUAAUAUAUCGCCACAUUUCAAGGACCCUUACCAACAAAGAAGUCAACAAACUUCACACAAAGAUUUCAGAAAAAUCAACAAACUUACUUGGUGUAACAGUCCGAUAGAUUUAUUAAUGUUUUUAUUUUUACUUUUUUCUUAAUUUUUCGUUGUUGUAUUUUCUGUAAAUAGCUGUGACAAUAAACUAUUUGAUUUUAGUGUUA